This is a messenger RNA of Anopheles funestus (African malaria mosquito), 13844 nucleotides long. RefSeq names its product intermembrane lipid transfer protein VPS13B (gene Vps13B). The record is from RefSeq and is a predicted model, not a curated record. Bases 1871 to 13699 code for a protein of 3942 amino acids. NCBI's taxonomy places the organism in Eukaryota, Metazoa, Arthropoda, Insecta, Diptera, Culicidae. The transcript has 6 exons.
CCGUCUGUCUGGUUGUAUAAAUAAAACAUUCAUUAGACGACGUUGAACCACGCGAUGUGAAAUGCGUUGCGUAGAGUUCGUUCGUGUCGGUGUAGAAACGAGCCCCCAACAAGCUGUUCAAGAACAAGAACACGAACAAGACGAUGAAAACUGAACGAUACCAACAUGCCAACGUGUGGAGACAAAAACAAAAAUAUUCCAACGUGUCCGGUCCACACGGUCGUCUUGCGAUCGUGAACGAAAAGCUUAAAUAAUUUUUAUUCUUAUGAUCUCAUUUCCGAUGUUCUUGAUCGUGGCUCUUGGUCACAUUGUUAUGCGACAUGAACUUGCUAGUGGUGGGGUUUGAAGCAGCGUCACUAGAAGGAUUUUGUUAAACUAGCUGGACGUGUUUGAUAAACAAGUUCCAUUGCCACCAUCACACAGUGCAAUGUGGGCGAAUGAAUAAAAUAUCAACGACUGUAGAAAACCCCGAUACUGAUGAUGUUCAAAGCACUUGAACGUUUGCUUCCACUUCCAGAGAAGGAAUGUUUCUAGUCCAAUAAAACAGUAAUUACUGGGAGACAUCUUUUCAGUUGGACAUCAUACUAUGCAUUCACUUGAGAUUUUAAAAUGUUACACGAUCGUAGAUUUACAUUAAUGAUUACGUCCCAUUUUAUAUUUUCCUGUGAUCAUUCAUGUGCUCAUAAGAUUUAAAGUAGAACACACAUGUUCUGAUUAACCAAUCGAUUUGGAUUGUUUGUUCAAAAGAGAAUAACAUGAACGGAUGAACUUCUCAAUAGCUCUACGACCAUUGCUGGUUAAUGCGUUUGUAUGUCUUUAGAUUUCUCUUGUUUAAUUACUGACUAUCCAUUACGUGAAUAGCUCAAUAGUUAGCUCCUGUGUGUUGGGAGCACGUUUUUACCACACUUUUAACGAUCCAGCCCAAACCAGGUGUGUUGUAGAGUUGUACAUUAACGAUUUUUGUUUAAUUUGACCGUACGGAAUGAUCAAUUCACUUAUAUGAUAUGUUUUCAAGAAAAUCGCAAAAAAUACUGUUCACAAUCACUCUUGUGAACAAUAGUGCAAUUUUUGUGUAAAUGCACUUAUUAUGCUAGCGAAAACGGGCAAUUCAAAUCCCAUCGGAUGUAAACACGUUACCAUGGCGUUACGAUGUGCUUUUUGAACUACACACCAUAAACACGAGGGGCGUUAGGAUGUUUUGCUGUCAGAUCGUUGAUUGCGUUUGUUGAUAUUUUAAUGGAGCACAACAACAUUUUCGUCUGAAAAGUGUCGGGCCGGCAAACAAGCUGAAGAGGCGUUAAGAAAACGAAAAAAAAAGAAUCGUACGAUGUGUGGUCCGUUUUCUCCAUCAGUCGGCGUGUACCGCCAGCAGGCUUAACGCUUUGUAAAUAAAACAGAUCUGCUCGCUGUGAGGAAAUAAGCCCAUUGCCAAACACAUCAAUGUGCCAACUGUGCAGUUUUGUCUGGUGAAUCAUGCAGUUUUGGUUCGAUAUACUCCUGUUGCGUGGAAAAGUAGUCGGGGAAAAUUUGCAAUAGAAAUUGCUUCACCGCAAAACAGGCAGUAAAACAUAUAAAAUUUCGAGUAAACACGUGUAGGAGGCCAACAGCGAACCAUUUGGAAAAAAGCAAAAUUCUACGUGCAAUAUCAAAGCUAAAGUUCGGCAUCGGGUUUCUUAUCAGUAACACUGCAACAAAACCAUAUCGGAUUCAACAUGCGAUAACGUGACGGCAGUGAGGAUCAAAAGGAAUUAAUCUUCGAUUCUGUUACCAUUCGGCAAAGUGAUAGGUCUGGGCAAAUAGUGUUAAACUUGGGUGUACCAUUACAUCGGAAUUUGUACGCGAACCUGCCUAGCGGGACAAGUGCGAAACGAUGUUCAAAAUCGAAUCCUACAUCACACCCAUCAUCUUGAGUUACGUUGAGAAGUACGUGAAAAACAUCCGUCCCGAGGAUUCACAGCUAUCGCUAUGGGGUGGGGAAGUGGUGUUCCAAAACCUGGACCUCAAGCUAGACGUUCUGGAGGAAGAGCUGCAAUUACCGUUCAAUUUUCUUUCCGGUCACAUACAUGAGCUCGGUAUACGGGUACCAUGGACAAAGAUUGCCUCGGAACCGAUCGUCAUCACCAUCAACACGAUUGAGUUUGUGUUGAAGUUACGCGACACCAAUGAGCGAAACGUCGUGCCAAAGCGUGACCCUCCGCGGAAGGGCAAAAGCACGGAAGAAGCUCCUCCACCGGGCUACAUGGCAUCGUUGAUAAGCAAGAUAGCCAACAACAUUACAAUCCGAUGCCACAAUGUGAUACUAAAGUACGUCGAGGAGGAUAUCGUAGUUUCGAUGAACAUCCAGCAACUAUCGAUGGAAUCGGCCGACGGGAGUUGGAAUCCGGCCUUCAUCGACAUGUCCCCGACAAAAGUAUCCCUGCGAAAGCUGAUAAACAUCGUCGAUCUGACGAUCUGCUUGGACAAACGAAAUUCAGCUGGCAAGAUUGAGGUCUGCCAGGAACCGGUCCUAUACCGCAGCACGCUACAGCUGCGUAUGCUGGUGAAGUACAACGCUUCAUCGCACGAUCGCUCGUCGUUGACACGCAUUGAUGUACAUUCCAAAUUCCUUGAUUUUAACGUGUCGUCGCAGCAGUUUCCGAUGCUGAUGCGUUUGUUCGAUCUAGCGCUGGCGCUAAAGCAGGGCAAAAUAAAAACCGAACCGCUGCAACCCAUCCCUGAGGGAGGUGUAGAUGAGGAAGAUGAAGCCGGACAGGAAUCAUUGCUUUCGUGGGCCUGGAAUCUGCUUCCUUCUUUCUUUCCCGAGGAAAACGAAAGCGAUCAUUCCGAGGAGCACGAUUUCCGCGUACUACACACCGGACUGUACAUUGAUCAGCUGCGAAUAAUCUUCAAAACGCAGGAACUGAUCGGCGAUGGCAUGGUGGGAACGACCAAGAAGAUCAAGUACCAUCCAAUAUUGCGUUUCGAUUUUCACAACUUUUACGGUGAAAUGAUAGCAUGUGGACUGAAGUGGUUCAAUGUCACGCUGGGAAUAUCGCGCGUACAGGUGCAAUCGCUAGAAGACUGUCCCUGUGGUCAUCGUGAGGGCAGUGUGAAGGAAAUUUUCGAAUCCCUCGUAUUGCACCAACCGGGAGAGAGUACAACCCAUCUGGAGCAUUCAUUCUUUAGCGAUAAUGCCGGCGGAAAUCGGAAGUACAACGUGAAUUGGAACUAUCAUCUGAGUAGCUUCAGUCAGGAGCAUUUGUUGCAGAAAUUUCCCGCCAUUGCUAUCGAUAUCAUUCACGAGGUGCAGCUACCCGACGAUAGAAGAACGUCCGAGUUUGGUAGCGAUCUGGAAUUUAGCAAUCUGGCAGAAAAGUACAUGAUACGCGUCUUUGUGGGACGCUUUCGGGCGAAAAUCUCAGCCGAUACGAUUCAUCGAUUCCAGAUGCUUGCAUCGUACAAAGAUUUCUACGAGUAUCCACCAUACUAUGAGGAUAAGCCGAUGCCAACACUCUCUCAGCUGCCACCACCUUCGGCGGAAGAUUACGAUGCACUGAUGCAUGAAGUUCCUUUACGACAGAUUCACAUUACGCUGCAGAGUCCCACGGUUGAGCUGCACUGCUUCGAUCAUGGCCAGGAAAGCUUAUUGCUUCGAAAGCCCAGUAGCGGAAAGAUACAAACACCAGCUACGAAACCAUCCCUCACGGUGCAGCUUAAUCGGGUAGAAUGUAACAUCCUGGCACCGCUUUACCCGAAUCGGCUCGUGUACACUACCUGCCAGCUACCGGAACCACCGGCCAAAUUGUUCGAUGCAUGUUAUCAAUCGAUAUCCGGUAACUUGGAGCGGCUACAGAUGGAGCUUCAUCAUUCGCGAUGGAACGACGCGACAAUAGCUACAGCGGUCAGCAUGAACUAUCAGCAGCGUACGCUAAUCCAUCCAUCCCUGUGGCCAAACGAGGAGCUUAACAAAACGGAACACAACCUAACUGUGACAGAUUUGAAGAUGGUCGUCAAUCCACUGCAAGCGCUGACGGCUUCUUCCAUCGUACAGUCACUACUGGCGCACCAGGACACACCCAACAUCGGCUGGGAGCCCUUGCAGCAACAACAAAUUCCUCUUCCCACAGCGGAUCUCCUUCUUUCCUUCAUUCAUCUGCGCAAGGUUGAAGCUGAUCGUACGGAUUGCUACAAGCUGCUGGCUCGCAAUUUAAAGCUGCUCACGUAUCAAUACGAUGCAGCAAACGAAAAAUCACUCACCGCUCUAUGGCCAGACCAUUCCACGGAGGAAGAUUUUCUUACUGUCAUACUGCAGCUUCCCAAGCAGCUCGAUGCCACCAUCGAACAUCCACCGCUACUGUAUGCAAAAUUAUUAGAUCUAAGUCUGAAUUUGGAUCCAAAUUUUCUUGCCUUCCUCGAGCUCUGGCAACGGGCGGUUCCAUUAAUGGAUCGGGCCGUUUCCAAUCGUCGAUUCGGUGCUUCUUCUUUGAAACAUUCCCAUCGUUCGGUGCAAGCGAACCUGCGGCCGGUGACAAGAAGCGAUGAUAAGAAGGAACAUUCUGCGCCGGCUACUUCCGUCCAUUCGAGCUCGGGCAAAGGGGCUGGCAUUCCCGGAGCGGGUCCAAUAGUGCACGGACGGCCAACGUCUACCAUCGGGGUGGACGAUGUUGAACCGAAGCAAUGCACCGCCUCACCGGACGGUGCUGCUGCAAACACUGCCGAAGAUAAGCAAUUUUGGGCGAAGCUUGCGAAAAGAAUGAUCUUCCAUCUGGAAGUGAGCCACUUUACCGUCUGUCUUCCAUUAAACAAUAUUAUAUUCCACUCACUGAGCGACUCGCUGGAGGAUGAGUUUGGGCAGAAUGAAAUAUUCAUGAUCAAACUUCCACUGAUUUCGGUGAAUUCCGCCUUCAAGUGCCAAACACUGUCCGGUUACAUCAACCGGUUUCCGAUCAGUAUCGCUAAAUCCGUCUGGCCUUUGGAGAAGGAAAGUUUUCCAUGGACUAUUUCGCUCGCAAAUGCGUCCAGCUGGACGUACCAAGGUGGCGAGAUGAACAAACUGCUCGACGAAACGACCACAAACAUAUCGAUGGUGCUUACCUUUAGCGAUGAUCACUCAGUGAACGCUGCAUCCUGUUCCUCCGCUUGCUUCCACAUUGAUACCACCCCAUUCCGGGUGACUUUAAUGAAGGAACAGUUGGUACUGUUGCGUGCCACCUUAGAUCGAAUAAUGCAGCUUCCGAUGGUGCAAACCGCUGGAAGCGAUUCGAAUGAUUCGAACAAAGUGGACAGCGUCCAACAGUUUCUAGAAAUUCCCCAACUACCGGGAGGUGGUAGUUCGAUAGCGGCCAUCGAUUUGCGUGAAUUUCUCGACAUAACUCACAACUCCAGCGGAGGAUCGGAUGAAACGCUCAAAGAGAAAGCAACCACAGCGGAACAUGAUGGGCGCCGUCCAAUGCCAUCGCUGUGGCUACAGUGGACCUUCUCAAAGCUUACCGUUAGUUGCAUUACGCGGGAAGAGGAAACGCGUAAAGAACGUAUUAAACUAAAGAUCGAACUGGAGGACAUUAUUUAUUCGCUCGACAAACAGGAAGUAUAUUCGCAGAUGAAGGCAAAAAUUGGAGGCAUGAGCGGUGUGUGCUACGAAUGGCAAGAUAGUCCAUCCGGUACACACCAGCAGCCGUCUGGCGGAUGGGUACGUAACGAAGCCCUAGGCUUAACGGUGCAAACGGGAGAAGCAAGUGAAACGAGCAAAGCGACUGGUACGGAUACUUUUUUCAACAUGACGAUCACACGAGCAGAAACCCAAAACGUACACACCAAGUGGGACACGGUAAGAAAGUCACGCGAACACAAUGACACCCUCGUGGAGGUAUUGAUCAAAAUGGAACAGGUUGAUCUAAGGUUGGAUCUUGACCUGCUCGGUGAAUGUGUGCGUAUGAUGAAUGUUUGUCAACCCAGCACGUCACAGGCAUCGAACUUGGUGGAAAAGGACAUCAGUCACAAUUCGUGUUCAAAUUCGGUAUUAGGCGUAAAAGACUUACCUUUGAUACUGUUUGCCAGUAAGGGUUUUACGGUGUUUCUUCCAUUGCGCUCAGAAUCGUCCGAUGAUCGCGAUUGUUGCUCGGUGUACAUUAUGAAGAUCAAUUCAAUUACCGUGCAUCAUAAUGUAGAAAAUCCCAUUUGCCGGGUUCCGUUGCGCCCGGACGUGUAUACGAAAGCGGCUCAGAUGCGCAUUCUAAAUGUGCCUGGUUCGAAAAUAGAAGACCGUCAGUAUGAACUGCUGCUGAAGGAAAUCUCCCUGAGUACUGCCGUUUGGAGCGAUGUGGUUAAGUACUUGCACGAUCAACAAACAUCAACCACGCAUCAUGAUAAUCCAGCAUUCGAGUGGAAUAACCUUCAUCAAGGAGUGCAACGCACGUCUCAUUUCGACGUUGUAACCGUGUUUAAAGAGUUCAACUUUUCUGCCAUUUAUGCACCGUGCAUCAUCUACAAGAACGUGCUUAUCUGUAGCCGUGCGAUAGAACUAAACUGUAUGUCGGAUUUGGUGGUGGAUAUUGAUUUGGACCAGAUACAGCUCGCUGAGCGAUUGCUGAGUAAAGGCAAACAAAUUGGUGACUACAUGUUUCCGGUACCUGCCGAAUCUCCACGACAUUCUGUACCAACUGCUCGCAUGUCGCGCAGUAACAGUUCUAUCGAUACGGGAAGUCUACUUACUUUUGCUUCCAACGCACCAAGUGGCGAAGAUGCGAGCCGAGAAUCGGUACGAUCGUAUCGAGAUUCGGUACCGUCGACACGUUUCCGUCGCAGCAACUCGAAACUAUCCAAGUGUGAGGAAGAUUCGGGCCUUGAAUCAUAUCGAACGUCGGACGGCAAACGGCCGAUAUCAAGUGGGAGUAGAAAAAGUAGCACCCAGCGAUAUCGUAAAAUAUCAUCAAUAUCUUCCGAAAGCACUUCGAAACCGUUGCGAUCACGAACGACUUCUACAAUGGCACAAACAAACCUGACAAUCGUUCCGUACGAGGUGUGCCUUCUCGGUGGAUACUUUAAGAUAAAUGUGUUCACGCAACGAGAUCGCAUCAGUGUUAGGCCAGCUUUAAAGCUAGUCUUAGUACAACCAAAUGCGCUCGUAUCACUAAACUUGCUGGAACGGGUUCUUCAGCUAUCCCUGUUUGAUCUAACCGUACAAGUAGACGAACUUGCGAUCAUCAAAACGGUAGCCGGCGAACCGGAUGAGUUAGGUAUUCCGCAGCCGAUCGUUAAAACACGCUUCGUAAACAGUUUGACUAAGAGAAGUCGUGAGAUAAAGAUUGACUUUAAGCGACCCAUUAAGCUGACCCUCUCACACGUGAAGAUACAGAAGGUGAUGGAAUUAGUUGCAUCUUUGGACGAUCUUUUUACACCACCAAAAGUAAACAAAGAGCGUGGCGCGGGAACUACGAAACCAUUGCCUAAGGCGGUGGUUAGUAGAAACAAAUUUUUGCUCAUUAAAUCACACCUGUAUGAUGUUGAAAAGAUCGAAAUAAGUUUAUCGCAGGUGAUGUUGCAUUUGCUAGAGGAAGAUACUAACAAGCCGCCACUGUACAACAUGAAGCUGUCGUUUUCUUCCGUACACUCAAUGAUAAGGGUUCAAGAACGACCGGAGCGUAUCGUAUUCGAGCUAGAGCUGGCUGAGCUACUGCUUAGUGCUGGCACAUUCGUCAUUCUUCAUCCUUUUUCCUUCAAACUGCUGUUAACGCUUGCUCAGGAAUAUUGGAAGCGUGAUCCACUCGUUCAGAUAAAGCUGCAAUCAUCUUACUUACAAGUGGAUCUGAUUCCUUACAUCUUUCACCAAGUGGAGCUGAUUCAGAAGGUAAUGUUGGACGCACUGCGCAGGGAAGAAACUGACCGUAAAGAUUCGAUCUCUACGGUUCAAAGUGCAAACAUGACGCCAAGUCGCGAGUUGCUUAUACCCAUCGUACCGCCACGGUUUGAACAAAAGCGUACGAAAGAGAUGCAGGAGGAAUACUACCAGGAUGAUCUGAGAGCUGGAGCUUUUCAAUUCAUAGAAAGUAUGAAAGUAAACGAACUUCCUUUGCCGUAUCAGAUAAAAAUCAUCAAUCGCGAGGUAGGCAUCAUCUGUUGGCGAUAUCCUCAACCCAGAGCACUGCAUCAAGUGAUCGUUUAUCCCGUACCGAUGAACACAACCAAAUCGGUCAACAUCCAAUGCAAGCUGGAACAUUACGCAGACAUCAACGGUAAUUUCGUAGAGGUGUGCCAGUUCACACUUUCCGAGAAUGAGAAAACGUUUCUCAAGCUACCGCAGCGUAAAGUAGCAUCGGCCAUUUGGAGAAUAGUCAUGACACAGAAUGUGGUUUAUGACGAGGGAAUGGCUCGUGCACGAGAUGAAGAUGAUGAAAUGAUCGGCACCAGUGACAACGAGGACACAUCGCAGCAACGCAAUGCAAAUGGUUUGGGUAGAACACUGCUGACAACCAUCACCGAUGUGCUAACGGACAGUUCUUAUUUGCCCGGACAACGAGUGGUCAGCUUACCGUAUCGUUUGCAUCCGAAGAUCUUUGUCGCAUGUAUGCGGGUUGACUCUAUGUUCAGUGCUGCCUUGGUACCGAAUCUGGAAGUAACGAUCGAUUUAAAACCCGUACAGAUGAAUCUGUUCAACCAUGUGCAUCUGGAUCCGGAGCGCCAGCUGCCAAAACCAUUUGAACGAUAUCGGCUCUGCAGAGAAUCGGCAGAUUUCGGAGCACAUAAAUUCCUCAUGCUCAAUGCGCAUCGAUUGCGCGCUCAGUGCACGGUCUAUGACAACCUUGAUAUGUUCGUUGGUGCGGAGUUUAAUUUGCACUGCGAUCUGCUCGAUUACAAUUAUUUUACGUUCGAAAAUGCACUGGAAGUUAGCAACAUGAAGGCUUACGGAUGGAUCGGUGAGCGAUCAAUCGAGCUACGGACGAUAACGGAUGAUAUUUGCUUAAGGUACGGUCCCUCCAUCGGUUACAACCUAGCUGUGGCGGAACGAAUGUGGAAUCGAAGCAUGUCAAAAAGUGACGAAAGUUCACCGUUUGUGCUGUACAGCAGAUAUAUCGUUUGUAAUCGCACACAGUCCGGUUUAAAGUUUGGUCAAACCGGUACGACGGAAAUGGUAUACCUCGGUCCGAAUGAGCUCUGCUUGUACGCGUUUCGAAGUUGCCGGCAACGUCAGCAGCUGCAAUUGUAUUUCACCGAAGGGAACACACAGGUAGUGACUGAAGCGUUCGAUGUAUCAACCGACGGUUUGCAACAAGUUUGUGUACAAUCGAUCUACGAAGAGGACAUGGAAGAUGAAAAGAUGCUACUGAUCCGUAUCGAAUCGCUCUCGGUGGAUGGGACCGAUGGUAGCAGUAGUAACACCCAGCGUAGCAUUACGAUUGAAGGACAGAUCGGGUUUUACAAUAUGACCUCGCAGCGUUUAAAGUUUCAGUAUCGUUACUACAAAAUUGUGCCAAACAGUGACCGUAACUACACGACUACCAGCUUCCAGGUGGCAGCUGGAGAUAGUGCUAAUCUGUUCUCGCCGGCCAACAAUAAGAAUCAGCAAACGAUGAAUAUUGCGAUCGAUGGCGAGGAUGGGCGGGUCGUUUGGUCAGGUGAUGUUCCGUUGCGCGAGAUCAUGAACGGUGGAAGCAUGCCGUACCUGGUGAAGAUACCAACGUCCACGAUAACACGCGAAGGCUACAUUAGCUAUUGGGUGAGGAUCGUGCGCGAAAAGCUGGUUGAUAGUAAGCUAGCACCUGCAGUGAAUGGGGAGGUGCUGGAGCGUGUGUUGGUAAUCGUUUGGCCAUUGUUUAUGGUUGAAUCAUUCCUGACCGUUAACACCACGGCAUAUGAGGAAAAACUGAACCAAUCGUUUUCAAUCUACGGACAAGGACAGCGAAAGCAGCUUAACGUGGCCGGCACGUACUCGGACGAGCAUGAACUAGCUUUCCGAAUGGACUUUAACUCGCCCCAUGGUGAAGACAAACGAAAGGCCCUGCUAUCCUAUCGAUUGAUAGACGGUAAAACAUUUUUCCAAGUCCCGGCCCGGUUCCGUAACAUUGAAAAUGCACUGAUGGCGCUGAGGGAUGGUCGACGACUCCCUGAUUGGCCGUGCUCACGUGAGGAAGAGCUUCGAUGGCGACGGGAAAAUUCAAUACAAGAAGCAACAUUCCCACUGUACCAUUGUUCCGCGGCGUAUGAAAUGUCCUGCUGCUUGAUGCUCAACAUUGCACCGUGGGCAUUGUUCAUUAACCAGCUGGGAUGUGAAGUACGACUCAGGAAUCACACAACCAGUGAUGUAAAUAUUAUUGCGCCAAACAGCAUUAUUAUGCCGUUCCACGUGGAAACGGGUUUCACGCUAGAAAUGAUCGUGAGCAUUGGACAUUCACUCCAUUCGGAGUUGAUCUACAUCGAUAGCACGGAGACGAAGAAGCAAUCGCCCAACGGAUAUGCUGUUUUACCGCUGGAUGGUUCAAUCGAUAUCACUAUCCGCACGGAAUUCGGGAUUAUGAACUUAGUAUUAACAUCGCUAACGGAAAACAAAGUUCGAAUCUUCAUCUUGGCCUCACAAUUCAUCGUGACCAAUUAUUCGAGCAUUGAUUUACACUGCUGGUCAUUCGCGUUACCGUCCAACGAACGGUUGGAACAGUUCAAGCUAAGCAACUCUGGACCGCAUAGUUGCUGUUAUAGCCUUCCUAAAAAUAACGCAAAAAAUGAAAACCCCAAAGGUACCGUCAUAACGAUGCUUAAUAAUGUAUCACAUCGAAAAGUCAAGAUCAAGUCAAGCACCAACUUCAACCACUACCUGACCGUCUACCAGCGGCGAGAAAAUGGAAGCGAAUUCUCGGCACCAAUUUUCUUAAACAAACCAAUCGCCAGGAAGUCACUUAGCGUACCGCACGAAGAUCCAAUCGAUCGGCGACAUCAUGCACUAUCGUUGUCGAUCGUAUCGCAUCAGGGUCAGCAGCACGUAUCGAUCUAUGACGAUCCGUGUCCAUCGUAUGCGAUUGAAAACAGAACCGAUUUUAACAUCUACGUUGCUCAAUCGGACACGGUACACCCGAACAAGGCAGCGACUGCGGUUGCCGAAACGGUGGAAAGUAAUUUCUCCUGGUUUCAGACGGUAGGCUCCCGACAGACAGUGUUCUACACGCCACCGUCACUCGACGAUCAAUUUCCGGAACCGCAGGAAUCCGAGAUGGCACUAAUAUUUGCCUGUGUUAGUGGUAGUGCUAUCCGGUGGUCACACCCGGUAAAGAUCGAUGAGGAUAAGAGCAUCUUUCUGAACAUUCCUCUGUACGGAGACCUAAAGCUGGCGAUGAAGUUACGCAACCGGACGACGGCACUAGUGAUCGACUACAUUAGUCAGGAUUUAGAAUUUUCGGCCAAGGAUAUUCGGACGCGCCUUUCGAACCCGAUUCGUCCGCCGGAACCAGCAUCUCCAGCGGAAUCGAGCGAAACCUCACAGGGGUCAUCUCUCCCAAGCAAAGAUUAUCCAUCGAUCGAGUAUGGUUCCGAGAAUGAACAGACCAGCUCGGGUAAAGAACAGCUUGUACAGAGUUACUUCCGAACGGUGAUGAUCACGCUGUUUAAUGAUGAGUCUCUGCAAUCUUGCUUCAAGCAGGACAUUAUUUCGUUCAAUUUUGAGCGAAUCGGCUUCAAGGCAAAGCGUUGCAGCACAGCAAACCAAGCCACUCUGCACUGUGCCAACAUUCAGGUGGACAAUGAAUUGCACUCAAGCGGAGAAUACGAUUUCCCGGUCGUGCUUUGCAGUGAAGAUCACGAUACGAAGCAACGCAAGUUACUCGUCCAAUCUCCACCAAACCCUUACCGAUUGGAGGAUCAAUUGGAGCUGUUAGCAAAGGUAGCGCUUUGUACCGUCGAGUGUGAUCUUGUUGAGGAUGACGGCGACUCCGAUGGUGGUUGGUCGGGUGUGGAAGCAUUACGGCUCAAGAUCAAUCCAAUCAGAGCAUACAUUGAGGAUACGUACAUAAACGUCCUAGUCGACUACUUGAUGGAGUGUCUUCCAGCAGGAAUGCUUUACGAGCAGCGUGACAGUGAUAUGACGCCGAUUCGCAUCCGUUGCCAGCCGGGUGAAGUGCUCGUUCCGCGAGCUGUUAUACAGCAGUCAAGUUACCUGGCCGAACCAAUCAAGUUCCGGUGCGUACGUAUCGAACCACUUGCCGUGUUGCUUUCCGUGCAUGCCUGCAUGCGUUUGUACAUUGCGCUCGAUCACAGUCCGCUCGAAUUUGCGGCUUUUGAACGCCGCUCGGUUCGUUCGCUACCGAUCAAGUUUGGCAAUGCGGUCGGUAUGCAUUACCUGUCCGGGGCGAUCUUUGGUGGCGGUUGGGUGAUCGGUUCGCUCGAGAUACUAGGCAGUCCGAGCGGGUUGGCUCGCUCUGUAACGAGCGGUUUGCGCGACUUUGUAUCCCUGCCUGUGCAGGGUCUGUUUCGUGGUCCGUGGGGCUUUCUGGUAGGAGUAACGCAGGGUUCUGCCUCGCUGGUACGAAACAUAACCGCCGGUACGGUGAACUCGGUUACGAAGCUGGCCCAAUCAGUAUCGCGCAAUCUCGAUCGGUUAACGCUCGAUUCGGAACAUGUGCAACGCACGGAUGCGUUACGACGCCGUCGACCACAAGGCAUGACGGACGGUUUUACCCAGGGCCUGACCGGGCUUGGUAUUAGCCUGCUCGGAGCCGUUGGUGGACUAGCUCAUCAUCCGUUACAAGCCACUAAUCCGAUCGGUGUAGUGACGGGCAUGGGUAAAGGCAUUGUAGGAGCAUUUGCCAAACCGAUCAGUGGUGCGGCCGAGCUGGUCGCCCUAACCGGACAAGGAAUGUUGCAAAGCGUCGGCUACAACACACUGCCCACACCGAAGCUACAUUCGCGUCAAUCCUUGCAGCGACUGGAACCGAUACCGCACAAGGCGCUCUGGGAACCGCAAGCCGUCGGCGAAGGAUCGCUCCUCUUUACCGUUCAGGCAACGUUAGCUACGCAUGGCGAGUAUCGGUUGGUGCUGGUUGCUAUCUACAGUAAGGCCCUCGUACUUUAUGACGUACACGAAUGCCAACUGCUGGAGGUGCUCGAUCCGAAGACAGUGUUUUUCGAUACGGACGAGGAAAGCGAUGCGACAAGGCUCGUCAUUCGUGUACGUCCCAAGCUUCCACCACCACCCUGCUCCGACUAUGAUCAGUAUCCAAUCUCGAGCCGUACGUACGAUUUUGUGCGCGAUUCGACCAUGCAACUGCCCCGCAUCGUCGGUAAUGUGACGGUCCAGCAAUCGUACGGAAAAGCCGGCCUAGGAAACGCUAGAGCGAACGUGUCUGCGAAUAACAUGAGACCGCUGGAACAGAGUGAGGAAGCGGUGGGUUUAGAUGAUAGUGUGAUCGAACCAACAAUAAUCGAUCAGCGAUCCGUCGUGCUAGACAUUGCGCGAUCGUCCACUGCAAGUGGUGCAGACGAAGAAAUGGACCGAUCGGGACUGCUUUUGAACGAUGAAACGAGUUCGACGACGGCGAUAGAUCGAAUGCUGGAAGAUGAUUGUGAUGAGCAUGAACGGGACGGUUCAGCUGAUGAUAGUGAGCGUAAGAUAGUGAUAUUCCUUGAUGAAAAUCUGGUCAAAUAUCUCAUCACCUAUGUCGAUCUGUUAAAACGCACCGUUGACAGCGAGAUGGGGCGGGCUGCGGAAGAUGUCGUGGCUUUUCUUCCUUUCGAGUGUUGAGUGUUCUAGUUCCAGUCAUUGAAUUGUACGUAGGUAACGCAUAAGCAAGGGAUAAAUUAUUAGACUAGUGCAGUAAGAUGCCAGGGGCUGGGUAGACGUAUUAUAUACCUCAAUAAAAGGGUCACCGCAAAAUAGAACUAUGCAA